AGUUUCCGCUCUCAGUUAUGCGUGAGACGUCGUGGGGCGCGGACGUCUUGCCAACCGCUCCGAUCAGUGACAAAAAUUAAUCGCCGUGCGUUCGGGCAGUGUUCAGUGGUGGCAUAACGAUUUUACCGUGACAAAUAAAGUUUUAUGAACACAUGUGUUUAUAGUACAGUGCAAGGAUAAAUGCGACACCAAAACACGCAGUUUCUGUAAAGGUGGCGGCAGUCGCAUCAAUGGCCUGAAACGAUGUUCAGAACGGCGUCAGUCGAGGGCUCGGGGCCGAGGACGCCGCCCGCCUACGCGCCUCACCCGCCCUACGUGCCCCCUCGCUUCUUCCCGCCCAGGAUCCGAGCGCCGCCCCCACAAUACUGCUUCGACGCAGCACGCUUCGCCUCCGACGCUUCUAAACCACGCUACCUCGAUGUGGAGCGCGAAAGGCUGGUCACAAGAUGGCUGGCCGAAGCGAACGAAGCACUCGUCAGGCGUGACAGGCCUCCGAGGUACAAGCCUCGGUCUAGCGAACGAAGACCAGACUUUCUAGAUAGGAGACCCAGUGCGCCGGAAUGGGCUGACAACUUUCUUCUAGGCAGAAGAAACGGGUCCGUAGAACCUGAGGAUGAAACUAGUGAACCUAUGACGUUAAAAGAGUUUGUGGACAAGUUUUCUCUUCCGAGAGUGGUGAAGUUUGAGGGGGAGGAUAGGCCAGUGCUGUUGUAUAGAGUGCUGGAAGCCCACAGGAGGGUGGAAGCGGUCCCUCUGUCGGGGAAGAAGGGGAAACUGGUGGGGAAGCCGCUGUACAUCCCUGAUAGUUAUGAUGGUAAGUCCUAG
Molecule: messenger RNA, 825 nt
Organism: Ostrinia furnacalis (Asian corn borer)
Lineage: Eukaryota; Metazoa; Arthropoda; Insecta; Lepidoptera; Crambidae
Exons: 2
Coding region: 244-825 (193 amino acids)
Source: RefSeq, a predicted model, not a curated record